AUUGUUAUAGCCACUUCCAGGGAAAGAAGAAGAAGAAGAAGGAAUCUGGCGUGGAAGUAACCAAUCGAGAGUGGUAACAGAAAUAGCAAUAACAAUUUGGUUAACAAAAACCCUAAGGUGGAGAAAGAAGGGGUUUACUCUAACCGACAAUCAGAUUCGGAAGCCUUUGACUUGUGUUCACUCUGUUAUUCUCGCAAUGGAGGUUCAGAUUCCAAAUCACACUGUUUUCGACAUGCCUUCACUUCUCCAAGCUGUGGUCGCCGACACUGUUCUCGCCGCUGCUCAAUCUAUUGCUUUGAUUGGAUAUCUGCUUACUAAUGGCACUAGUUCAGUGUCACCAAAUUUGACUGAAGUGGAUGGAAGGUUUCCUUUAGAAGACCUUUUUGGGAGGAAACGUGCUUAUCUACAAAACAAGAAUAGUGAAACAGAGGACGAGGAGGAUGGAGAUGAGGAUGAUGAAGAUGGACCUGACGAGGAUGAGGAUGGAGAUGACGAAGAAUUCUCAGGUGAAGAAGGCGAUGAAGGAGGGGACCCUGAAGAUGAGGCUAAUGGUGAAGGAAGUGAUGAUGGGGAUGAGGAUGAUGAUGGCGAUGACAACGGCGACGAGGAAGAUGAUGAUGACGGAGAAGAUGAAGAGGAGGAUGAGGAGGAAGAUGAAGAGGAGACCCCACAACCACCUCCUACUAAGAAGAGAAAGUGAGAAUUAAUAUUAACAACCUUAGUGAUUAGGACAGGUAAAUUAGCAACCUUUUGAGUAGACCUAUCUUGCUUUAUUUUCAUGUCAAUGAUGAUAAUUAUUAUAUUAACAUUCCUCAUUGUUUCCAUGACUUUACCUUCUUCCACCAAAUUAUUAUCGUGUGUCACUUAAAAAAUGUUUUUCAAUUAAAAAAAAGUCUCAAUUGCAAUUCUAUCUUUAGAAAA
Messenger RNA from Glycine soja, 921 nucleotides. RefSeq names its product acidic leucine-rich nuclear phosphoprotein 32 family member B-like. The transcript has 3 exons. The record is from RefSeq and is a predicted model, not a curated record. Bases 197 to 700 code for a protein of 167 amino acids. NCBI's taxonomy places the organism in Eukaryota, Viridiplantae, Streptophyta, Magnoliopsida, Fabales, Fabaceae.